UCCUGGAACCAUGAAGGACGGAAGUCUUUUCCUCCUUUACGCCAUCGUGCUGGCAGUUCUAGCCCAGCCUUUUGGUUCCAAAUCAUGUUCCAGCUCCAUCUCCCCUCACCUCCGGAAGGAUUGUCACCCUGAAGCCGGAGCUUCUGAAGCGAGCUGCCUCGCCAAGAAAUGCUGUUGGGCUCCAUCCAAAACACCCGGAAUUCCUUGGUGUUUUGAGAAAACGGAUGGCUGUUCCAUGGUUGCCGCCUCCCAACGGAUCGAUUGCCACCCGGAGCCAGGGGCCUCGGAGGCCAAGUGUAGGAGCCGCGGUUGCCAGUGGUGCCAGACUGACAACUCUAAUGUGCCGUUUUGCUUCUAUUACUCCAAAGAAGAGGCGGCCUGCGCCAAUAGCUUUCCGUUUCAGAAUCGCAUCGACUGUCAUCCUCAGCCCGGGGCGACCCAGGCGACGUGCGAGGCGAAGGGCUGCGUGUGGUGCUCUUCGUCUCUGAGGAACGUUCCCUGGUGUUUCUAUCCUGCAGACGGUCCCCACGGCUAUGCCGUCGAUACAAAACCACAGAGGACCGAGAAAGGAUGGAGGGUGAUCCUAACCAAGCGUGACACCAUAUCCCUGUUUGGAAAUGACAUUUCUCCUAUUGCGAUGGACGUCGAGUUCCAUACCAAGGACAGGCUCAGAUUUAAGAUUUAUGAUCCUAAUAAUAAACGAUUUGAAGUUCCACUCAACAUUGAGUCUCCUCCUACUGCUGCGGCUGAUCCCAACUACGAUAUUGAAUUCUUAAAUGGUUCAUUCCUCCAAUUCAGAAUAACAAGGAAGAGCACAGGAACUGUACUGUGGGACACAUCACUCGGAGGAUUGACCUUUUCUGAACAGUUUAUGCAGAUGUUAGUCACCCUCCCAUCUGACUCAGUUUAUGGAUUUGGUGAACAUGAACAUCCAUCUUUUAAGCAUGACAUGAACUUCAUCAGAUAUGGAAUGUUUACCAGAGAUCACCCACCCAUGGCAUUUAGCAAUCUUUAUGGCGUUCACCCCUUUUACAUGUGCGUAGAGAAAGAUUUCAAUACCCAUGGUGUUCUGCUCCUGAAUUCCAAUGCACAAGAUAUCACUUUGAGCCCAUCUCCAUCUAUCACAUUCCGGACCAUCGGCGGAAUCCUUGACUUUUACAUGUUUCUUGGACCCACACCCGAAAAUGUUGUCCAGCAAUACACAGAGGCUAUUGGACGCCCAUAUUUUCCUCCAUAUUGGUCUCUGGGGUUCCAGCUAUGCCGGUGGGGUUACGACAGCUUGGACGUGCUGAAGGAAACUGUUGACCGCAUGAGGAAGUAUGACAUUCCAUUUGACGUCCAGUAUGGUGAUAUUGACUACAUGGAUCGUCGUUUGGAUUUCACCUACGAUAAAGUUAAUUUUGCUGGUCUACCGGAAUACAUUCAGGAGCUGAAGAAAGAUGGGAUGCAUUAUGUUAUUAUUUUGGAUCCCUUUUUGACAAAAGACGAACCUCAGGGCACCUACAGAGCCUAUGAACUUGGAGAGGAAAUGGGAGUUUGGAUCAAAAAUUCUGACGGAGUAACUCCUGCAGUCGGCAAGGCCUGGCCUCCAGGAAAUUCAGUGUUUCCUGACUACACAAAUCCCAAAACAGUUGAAUGGUGGAUUCAGAUGUGUGUGGAGUUCAAAGAUGUUCUUGAUUAUGAUGGAAUUUGGAUUGAUAUGAAUGAACCAGCCAAUUUUGGAGCUGGCCAGAAUACUGGUUGUACACGCAAUAAACUCAAUAACCCACCAUACGUUCCUGACAUUACUGAUGAACUUCUGGCUGAGAAGACAUUAUGUCCAGACUCAAAAACAUAUCUGGGGAAUCAUUACGACACUCAUUCUCUCUUUGGCUGGUCACAGACAGAACCUACUUUCUACGCUUCCCAAAAUGCCACAGGAAAGCGAGCGUUUGUUCUGAGCCGUUCUACGUUUGUUGGGAGUGGAAAACAUACCGGCCAUUGGCUUGGGGACAAUUUUUCCAGAUGGAGGGAUAUGCACAUGUCUAUCAUUGGCAUGCUGGAAUUUAAUCUCUUUGGAAUCCCAUAUAUUGGCGCUGAUAUUUGUGGUUUUAAUGAGGAAACAACCUAUGAACUUUGUUUACGUUGGAUGCAACUUGGAGCGUUUUAUCCCUUCUCCAGAAAUCACAAUGCCAUAGGCCUCAAGGAGCAAGAUCCCGCAGUGUUUGGUGCAGAGUUUGCUGAGAUUUCUCGUUCCGCUUUGAUGACUCGAUAUACACUGCUCCCUUACUUAUACACCUUGUUUUAUCAUUCUCAUGUCAGUGGAAAUACAGUGGUCCGUGGAUUAAUGCAUGAAUUCAUUUCCGAUCCUCAGACUCAUGCGAUCGACAGAGCUUUCCUUUGGGGACCUGCAUUUAUGAUCACUCCAGUUCUCGAAGAGGGAGCAAGAGCCGUGGAUGUAUACUUUCCAGAAGCAACCUGGUUCAACUAUUACACGGGGGACCAAGUGCCAGAUUCCUGGCUUAAGAAAUCUGUUCGUGUUCCUGCUCCUCUGGAAACAAUUCCGCUCUUUAUCCGUGGUGGCUACAUUCUUCCCACUCAGGCUCCAGCCAGAACAACAGUUCUGAGCCGCCUGAACCCAUUUGGUCUCAUAAUUGCUCUAAACAAACAGGGUGAAGCUUCUGGGUCCCUUUUCUGGGACGAUGGUGAUUCUAUUGGCUCGAUUGAAAAUGGAGAUUACUUCUUCGCCCAAUAUAAAUUCAGCAAAGGACAAUUAAAAACAACCCUAGUGAGAAAUGGCUACCGUGGUGUGGAUACUUUGACUUUUGACACUGUUCAUAUUCUUGGUGUGAGCUCAAAGCCCAAUGUUAUUACCGUGAAUGGUAAAAUGAUCCAAAGCAAGAACUUCCACUAUCAUCCCAACGGGAAACUCACUUUACAGAUUUCUGAACUUCUUGCCCAGAAGCUGACUAUAACCCUUCAAUAGGAUAUUUGAAAAAUGCACAGUACUAAGGAAAUGAAAUGCUCAUUUCUCAUGCCUGUAAAAUCUCUGUCACAUUAAAAGCUUUCAUCCUCA
Messenger RNA from Ornithorhynchus anatinus (platypus), 3055 nucleotides. Its product is annotated as sucrase-isomaltase, intestinal-like. Gene Ontology annotation, molecular function: carbohydrate binding; alpha-1,4-glucosidase activity. NCBI's taxonomy places the organism in Eukaryota, Metazoa, Chordata, Mammalia, Monotremata, Ornithorhynchidae. Gene Ontology annotation, biological process: carbohydrate metabolic process. The record is from RefSeq and is a predicted model, not a curated record. The transcript is spliced from 23 exons. Bases 11 to 2965 code for a protein of 984 amino acids.